Molecule: messenger RNA, 1116 nt
Organism: Pseudogymnoascus verrucosus
Lineage: Eukaryota; Fungi; Ascomycota; Leotiomycetes; Thelebolales; Thelebolaceae
Exons: 2
Coding region: 136-597 (153 amino acids)
Biological process (GO): endosome transport via multivesicular body sorting pathway
Cellular component (GO): fungal-type vacuole lumen; fungal-type vacuole membrane
Molecular function (GO): ubiquitin protein ligase binding
Source: RefSeq, a predicted model, not a curated record
CAACCAUACAAUCGACCAAACAUCCUAUACUGUGGUCUUUCACCUCCAUCCUCAUCACUGCAUCUUCAACGUCGAACACCACAGGGUUCAGAAAGACAAUUAUAUACCAGCCGGACACCCAGCAAAACCUCAGAAAUGUGCAACUCCGACCUCUUCCUCGCCUUCAUCGCCAUCCUCUUCCCUCCUCUCCCAGUCUGGGUCAAGACCGGCCUCUGCUCCGCCGACUCCCUCAUCAACAUCCUGCUCUGCAUGCUCGGCUUCCUCCCCGGCCUCCUCCACGCCUGGUACAUCAUCGCCAAGAACCCUGAGCUCGAAUCCUACGACGCACUUCCCCAGGACGCCGAGGCCGGCAGCCGCGUCACCUACAUCUACGUGCAGACCGAUGGUUCCGCAUCGCGACAACAGCAACAGCGCCAGCCGCAGGGCUACGGGACCGUGAAGCCGAUGGGUGCGCCGCAGUUGCAGCAGCAUCAGAAUGGGACGUGGGGACAGGGUAGCCAGCCAGAAGAGGGCGAGGGAAGCCACCCGGCACCGCCGACGUAUGCGCAGGCUGUGACAGGAGCGACGGGGGAUCACAAGGUGCAGACGCACGAUUAGGUGGGUGCUGACGACUGUGAUUUAUGCGGCGAAGAGUGGGUAGGGAUUGGGUUUUAAUUUUCUUUGUUGGCCGCGUUGCGUUCGGUCUACAGAGCAUGGGAGAAUGGCGUACUUGAUUGUUUUCUUGUUGGAAUAUGAGGGGUCUAUAUGGGCACUGGCGGUUGACUGCGAUGGCUGGUUGCCAGAACACCACUCUUUGCAUGAAUCGUAUGAUUGCUUCGUGCGUCACGGCUUUGGACGAGUUUGCAGGUCGUGCUUCGUGAGAGACAUUAGCUUUAGUUAAAUUCUUAUGGCAUACAUCCACGCCUUUAAAUCAGAUGAGCUUCUGGAAGGACAUAGGCACUGUCACAGUCACUACGGAUAGGGCCAUCUGACAAUUCGGUCUAGUACUGCUACAUUUGACCUUUUCUUGACCCUCUGAUGAUUUUUAUUAUCUUUCUAAGCUUGCUUUGUAGGUGAAGUCUACAUAAUCUAGAACCCUGGCUUUUAUAUCCACACCUUCCUUCGACUGCCAUCCAG